AUGAGCCUCAAAAAACAGGGACGGACCUCAGCCAGGCGCUACAAAUACCGGUGUUUCUCGAGACAGCCUGCCCUGAACAGCUGCUCACCGGCGCACACCACGGCCACCACUUUUCUUAACCACACCUGGACCCAGGCGCCUCGGCGGCGACGACCUUCCCUCCCCGUCACCAGCCGCGUCUACCCACAGCUGCUACCACACCAUUACUACCACCAGGGCCAGCGGCUCCAGCAGCAGCGAGCCCCCACGCCCGCGGAAGUAGGGACCACCCCGGCCGCCAUGGGAGUGACAGGCAGCCCCUCGAGCACGCAAGCCGCGCCCGGGAGCACACAAGAUGGGCCCUCAACCGGGGCGGCCAAUCACACCGCGUCCAGGGAUCCAGGCGCGCCGAAUCCGUCUGGGGCCGCAGCAGGGCACGCCACAGAUCUUCGCGAGAGUGCAGGCGAGCAUGGAGAAGCGGCUGCGGGAGGACACGAGGAAGCAGAGGGACCACCAGCAGCUGCAGGGGUCGAGGGGGUUGUAGGGGGAGGAGGAGCAUCUGGUGGCGGUGGCGGCGAUCCGAAGGCCCUCCCGCCUCCGACUGAGGGCGGAGGCGUGCGGACCCUCGAGGUGGAUGGGAAGCCUAUUAGCCUGGACCAUAUGGGGCCUAUGGUGGUUCACAAGGACGGCACUCUGUCCAGGAUCAGUAACUGGGGUGAGAUGACCGAGAUUGAGCGGCAGAACACGCUGCGGAUCCUGGUGAAGAGGAAUCAGGUCAGGCUAGGCGCUCUGAGGCAAGGAUUGCAGACGGAGAGUGAUGAGACAAAGUAA
Molecule: messenger RNA, 810 nt
Organism: Diaporthe citri
Lineage: Eukaryota; Fungi; Ascomycota; Sordariomycetes; Diaporthales; Diaporthaceae
Exons: 2
Coding region: 1-810 (269 amino acids)
Source: RefSeq, a predicted model, not a curated record